Messenger RNA from Rangifer tarandus platyrhynchus (Svalbard reindeer), 1035 nucleotides. NCBI's taxonomy places the organism in Eukaryota, Metazoa, Chordata, Mammalia, Artiodactyla, Cervidae. The record is from the annotation of a GenBank genome assembly.
AUGGCUGUACCACCGUUGCCGAGGCGACAGCUUGGUUACUUCCGUUGGUAUCAAUGCUUCCGGGUUGGCGUUGCAGUGGCGCUUCCGACUGUGGGAGCCUCGGCUUCCCAGUCGUCCGCUGAGCCCGAGCAGCACCAGAAAAGUGCCACUGUAAGCCAUGAGAUGUCUGGUCUGAAUUGGAAACCCUUUGUAUAUGGCGGCCUUGCCUCUAUUGUUGCUGAGUUUGGAACUUUCCCUGUGGACCUGACCAAAACGCGACUUCAAGUUCAAGGCCAAAGUAUUGAUGUGCGCUUCAAAGAGAUAAAAUACCGAGGAAUGUUUCAUGCCUUGUUCCGAAUCUAUAAAGAAGAAGGUGUAUUGGCUCUGUAUUCGGGAAUUGCUCCUGCUUUACUAAGACAGGCAUCGUAUGGCACCAUUAAAAUUGGCAUUUACCAGAGCUUGAAGAGAUUAUUUGUAGAACGUUUAGAAGAUGAAACUCUUUUAAUUAAUAUGAUAUGUGGGGUAGUGUCAGGAGUGAUAUCUUCUGCUAUAGCCAAUCCCACCGAUGUGCUGAAGAUUCGAAUGCAGGCUCAAGGAAGCUUGUUCCAAGGCAGCAUGAUUGGUAGCUUCAUUGAUAUAUACCAACAAGAAGGUACCCGGGGUUUGUGGAGGGGUGUUGUCCCAACUGCUCAGCGGGCUGCCAUCGUUGUGGGAGUAGAGCUACCAGUGUAUGAUAUUACGAAGAAGCACUUGAUAUUGUCAGGGCUGAUGGGAGACACAAUCUUAACUCACUUUGUUUCCAGCUUUACAUGUGGCUUGGCUGGGGCUCUGGCUUCCAAUCCAGUUGAUGUGGUACGAACUCGCAUGAUGAACCAGAGGGCAAUUGUGGGACACGUGGACCUCUAUAAGGGCACUUUGGAUGGCAUUUUAAAGAUGUGGAAACACGAGGGCUUUUUUGCACUCUAUAAAGGAUUUUGGCCAAACUGGCUUCGACUUGGACCCUGGAACAUCAUUUUUUUUAUUACAUAUGAGCAGCUCAAGAGGCUUCAAAUCUAA